AAAAUGUAUUUUUAUUUUCAAGCUUAAACACGUUCUCAAAUAGUAAUGUGUACGACUAUUACAAUUUAUUAGAAUCAGUUUUUCUGCAAGGUCACUAGGUGGUGUUGCGCACGGCGCGAGAAAAAAAAAAGAAGAGCGGUCUACUCGGCGCACUUUUCAAAAUGUCGUCGCACCGAAACGUGCCGCUCGGCCCCCGGGUUUCUGCGCGUCAGAGGGAGCUCCUCCUGUCUUUUAUGGAGGAGCACCCCGCCCUCGUGCCGCCGUCGUACCCACUGGGGCCAUCGCUCACAAAGGCCGACAAGGAGGCGCUGUGGGUCCAGCUGAAGGCGCUGCUGGAUGCCGAAGGCCCUGCACGCAAGACCGUGCAGCAGUGGCAGGCCUUCUGGCGGAAGCAGCGGUUCUACGCGGACCAGGCGCUGGCCCUUGUCAGGCAGCAGCAAAGGGGAACCGGAGGCGGUCAGCUCGCUGGAUUCCACGGCCGCAUCCUGCAGCUAACCGGAACCGCGCGGGUGGAUGGUGCGCGAGCCGCUGUGUACGGGCGGUCGGAAGCGUUGGUCCCCCCAGAUGAGAGCCUGCAGGCGCGAGCUCUCGCUGGGGACUUCCGGCGCCCUCAGCCCAUGCAGCCAUUGCCCGCCCAGCCUACAGUUUCGGUUGGCGAGACACCCGGCACCAGUGGCUUGCAGGUGAAUUUGCACACAUCGCAUUUUUUUUUUCGUUUAUUGCACUCGGUGUUCAUAAAGCAGUGUCUUACUUGAACGGGCUUUUCAGAGCGUUGCACGCGGUGCCGGUGGUGUGGCCGAGCAGGAUGCGGCCCAGGAGUGCCUGAGUGCUCCAGCUCGUAAGUUGGAGUCUCCUUGUCCUGUUAGCUGUACCAAUAUUAACAGUUUAAUGGAAUCACCCAUCGGCAUGUGAUGCUUCUUACCGUGUCAUUCCUUUUAAACAUGAGUUACAUAGGCUUCUGCUGUGAAAAAAAUAGCAUAACUUGUAUGCUUUCAGCACCACAACGCCAAAGGCGCCGCCGAGUGCCGCCGGCGGGUGCCCGUGAAGCCCUCCCACGCCUAGUGGAACUGCACACCCGGAACAGUGAGCAGCAGCA
Molecule: messenger RNA, 1096 nt
Organism: Dermacentor andersoni
Lineage: Eukaryota; Metazoa; Arthropoda; Arachnida; Ixodida; Ixodidae
Source: RefSeq, a predicted model, not a curated record